AUGAAUAGAAAAAGAAUAAGAUCGACUUUGGUCUGUGUUAAUUGUCGCAAGAAGAAAAUGAAAUGUGAUAGGAAUUUGCCUUGUUCUAGCUGUGUAAAUGCGGGUAUAGACUUGACUUGUGCCUACAGCUCCGCUUCCUAUAAAAAACCACAAUUUGAAAAGAGUUAUGACUUGUAUUCUACGGCUUCAACUCAAAAUGCAUUUGAAACUCCAAUAAGUGAAGAUAAUUCCGCAUCCAAAGAGUUAUCUGUUAACAAAAGACUUGAAAGUUUGAGACAUAAAGUCAAAGAACUUGAAGCUUCAAUAGCUGCUGAAACUCCAACUAGAGCUCAACCUUUAACUCCGGUUAACGAUCCAGACCACGUAAACCGAAGAAGCCUGAAUCCCAUAGCUUCAGAGGAGGACACUAUUAGUUUUCUUAGCUCGUUCAAACAACCGUCUAGAGAUAAAUCAAGAAACAUUUCUUAUCCAUACCGCCCGUUGCAAUUUAUUUUUUUGCUGAAAAGAGAUCCGGGGGCUAAAAUAUUCUUCAAUUAUCAAAUGUCUUUGAAGAAUUUCUCUUGGAGGAAUUCAAAGUCUAAUGUUCCCAAACACAAUGCAUCAUGUGAACAAAAAUUAACUAAAAAUAACGAGGUUGUUUCCAUUGAUAAAAAAUCUAGAGGAUUUUAUGGUACCAGCUAUAUAAGUAAAAUAGGUCAUAAUUAUACCUACUCCGAUACCAUUGAAGCUAAGAAUGCUAUAUCAAAUUAUGGAAUUAAUUUAGGGUUGACAUUUUGCAAUAAUGAACUCGGGGAUCUAGAACUAAUAGAUAAAAUAAAAGUAGUUUUACCAAAAUCAGAAAUUGUUUCAAGAUUACUAGAUAUUUUUUUUCCAAUCCUUUAUCCUUUUUUCCCUUUCAUCGAUGAAGCUUCUUUCAGGGAUGAUAUUUCUAGAAUAGUUAAGGAUGAUAUGGAAGGGUCUAAAAGGGAAAUUAAUAUCCUAAUUAGCAAAAAGAGAGACCUAGCAACUAUAUGCAUAUUAUUAAUUGUUUUGAGAAUGAGCUACCUAUCAAUAUUUAGUAAUUUUAUAAAUCAAAAUGAUAGUGUUUUGAACCUGCAAGAGAAUUCGGUAGAGGCUUGCGAAUCAAAAAUCCUAAUGAUGAACCCCGUCAGUUUGGAUUCUAUUGAAGUUGCAGAAUCAUGCCUUAAACAAUUUGAUUUAACAGCGAAUCAAGAUCUACUAGUUCUCCAAGCUGCGACUUUUAUGAGAAUAUAUCGAAGUUAUGCACCAGAAGAAGGAGGUGGAUACGCUGAUGGUGACCUGCUGGUUUUCAAUGGUAUUUUAAUACAUAUGGCAAAUUCUUUGCAUUUAAAUAGAGACCCUGACUACUUUUUGGAUCGUGAAACAGAUGAGAAAACCAAACAUUUGCAAAGAAAAUUGUGGUUUUUCUUAGUUAAUGCAGAUAUGGAAGAUUCAGUAACCUUUGGAACCCCUAUAUGGACAAUGCAAGACAACUAUGAUACCAAGCUCCCGUUUUAUUGUCAAAACAAUUCGAACUUGGUAGAUAUAGACUUUGAGCUGCAAGUGAUAAAGGCCUUUGAAUAUUUGAGUCCUGUAAUCACCAAUAUUCACUCUAUUCUCGAGACAAUUUUGAAAGUAAAAUCGACACCAAAGAUAUCGUACGUUGCAAAAUCUUUGUUUGAGCUUGAAAAUUUAAUUGAUACAAGACUUGGAGAAUUAAAUGAAUACCUUGUUCCUGACGAUAGUUUACCAGAAUUUUUAAAAAUAAUGAAACUAAAGCUAUUGAUACAUUGCAAAUUGUUUUUAUCCUACACUUAUUAUUGUCUUCAUGUAUAUUAUGAAGAAAAAGGGAUAUUUUAUUUGCAUUUAUUUUAUUUAAAAAAACUGGCUGUGAUCAUAUUUCAUGACUUAGCAGGCAUUUCAACUACUUUAUUACAUAAUUAUAGACAAUUCUUUGGACCUGCGUUUACAUUUAUAAUGACACCAGUAUUAGAAGUAUUUUGCAGAAUGGAAAUUGUAAUCAGUCUGAUAAUAUUCAUUAGGUUGCAAAGUACAAUAAGAACUGUAAACAGUAAUCACUUAGAAGCAAUUGGGAUGAGUGGAGACUCGCGUGAUAGAUGUAUAUUAAAUUUACAAACUUUAUCACACCACUUUAGAAAGCUUGCAGACAAAAGUAUAGAAAUGGUUUCAAUAAUGGGCAAUAGGUAUCGUUUUGCUUGGCGCUCGAAGAAGGCAUAUACUUAUAUCCUGAAGCUACUCUUGGAAAGUUCAAUAUAUGAUAAUAAUGAACAAGAUACUAGAAAGGCUGCAUUGAAGUUCUCCUUGGAUGACCAAGAGAAUAUGAUCGAGCUAUUGGAGUCAUCGAUUGAUAUGAAACAUUCAGAGAUAGGAAAUCACAAUACCAAUAUUGGCCUUGAUAAAGAAAAUAAAUUGGAGUAUUUAAUGAACGAAAAUCAACUUGAAAAUUUAUGGAACCAUUUAGAGUCAUUAAGGUCAAAGAAAAACGAGUCUAGUAAUUACAAAAAUUCACACACAGCCAAUAGUAUAAACCAAGUUGACAGCACCGAUUACAGUAGCGAAAGCAUGAUGCGUGAUAUUGAUUUUUUCGGAAGCUUUUCAUUUGGUGAUUCCAUUCCAGGCUACAAUCCGAUGUUUGAUAUAUUUCCAACGAAUUCAUAA
Messenger RNA from Debaryomyces tyrocola, 2679 nucleotides. NCBI's taxonomy places the organism in Eukaryota, Fungi, Ascomycota, Pichiomycetes, Serinales, Debaryomycetaceae. The record is from the annotation of a GenBank genome assembly.